AUGUCAACGGGAAGCAUUACAAGUUCCAACUGGGCUCUCUUGGAGUCAAUCCGACAGCAUCUACUAGAUGACGAUUUCGAAACCCAGGGAACGUUUUUGGUCAGUGCCGCUGAAGAUGAUGCACCAUUGUAUGAUUGUGCUCCAAGUACUUCAAGCUCUAGCCAUGCUCACUUUGGUGUAGAGGGCUGGGGUGACACAAUUGCAAUCUUGGACCAUGAUUUGGAUAGGUCAAAUGAUGUCAAGGUGGAGGCGCGUAUUAGGGACCCAAAGAAGAACGGGGCGAGAGUGUGGCUGGGGACCUAUGAGACUGCUGAGGAUGCUGGCUUGGCUUAUGACCGAGCCGCUUUUAAAAUGCGUGGCUCCAAGGCUAAGCUUAAUUUUCCUCACCUCAUCGGUUCACAUGAUUCGGAGCCCGGUCGUGUGGCUCCCAAGCGUGGCUCACCGGAGCCAUCGUUUUCGUCAGCCACGUCGUCGGAUGAUGGUGGAUCCCCGACGCUUAAGAGGAGAAAGAGUGGAGUUGACUCGGCAACUAAAGCCAAGUCGGAAGAAGCAGCUGAACAGUUUCAUGUGUUUCAAGUGGACUCAUUAACACUUGACGGCCAGCUGUUGGUGGACGAGUUGUACACAUAUGACGGACUUUUGGCCAUCUGA
Prunus avium (sweet cherry) is the source of this 651-nucleotide messenger RNA. The record is from RefSeq and is a predicted model, not a curated record. NCBI's taxonomy places the organism in Eukaryota, Viridiplantae, Streptophyta, Magnoliopsida, Rosales, Rosaceae.